Silurus meridionalis is the source of this 861-nucleotide messenger RNA. RefSeq names its product prolactin 2 (gene prl2). Gene Ontology annotation, biological process: positive regulation of receptor signaling pathway via JAK-STAT; response to nutrient levels. The transcript is spliced from 5 exons. NCBI's taxonomy places the organism in Eukaryota, Metazoa, Chordata, Actinopteri, Siluriformes, Siluridae. Bases 39 to 710 code for a protein of 223 amino acids. Gene Ontology annotation, molecular function: hormone activity. The record is from RefSeq and is a predicted model, not a curated record. Gene Ontology annotation, cellular component: extracellular region.
CCCUGGACUGCAGCAGAAGCACACGAUCACCUCUCAGCAUGUCGAACAACCAAAAACAAGUCGUUCUCUUGGUGGCAUUUCUGUGUCUGGACCUGUGUUCCUGUGUGAGCACCGUGCCGCUCUGUGCCUACGGACACACUGGCUGCCAGCUCCUGUCUCUGGCUGAUCUCUUUGACAGGGUCAUCCAACACUCCUCCAGGAUGCAUGGGCUCUCCAGCGACCUGCACUUCCAGCUGGAAAAAUACUUCCUUCCGGGAAAAAACUACAUCCGUGGUGUUUACCGCAAGUGUCACACAUCCAGUAUACUCACUCCUAACGUCAAGGAGACGGCACAGAAACUGGCUCAUGAGGAGUUAACAGAGAUCAUUCUCAAGCUGCUGAUGGCCUGGAAGUAUCCUCUGUCCCUACUCCAUGAGAGCAUGUCUGACCAACAAGACUUUAAGAACUUGAUCAGCAGCAAAGUUUUGGAGAUGAGCAGCAUUGCUCUGGAACUCAAGAAAGGAGUGGAGAAAGUCCUGGAGAAGAUGCAGAUGUUGGGGAUGAUCAGUGACUCGAUGAAUAGCUUCACCUUUCCCGAAGACUUAUUUUCUGCCAGUGGAGAGGCCAUGAGUGAACACCAGCUCCUGUACUGUUUCCGCCGAGAUUCUGACAAGGUCCAGAACUACCUGAAGAUCCUUAAAUGCAGAAUUGUACCUGACGAUGGCUGCUGAGCUUCUCACCCUCACAGCUGGACUGCACAGACCAUGCUCAGUGCACUGCAUUCUGAUCUUCCACUGUUUAUGUCCAUGUUUGCUUCACACAUAGAGGAACCUGACUGAAGAUGAUACUGUAGUCAUCAUGAAGAGGUCUAAAUAAACUCCU